AUGCGCUGCGUGCUGUGCUCGUGUGAGGCGCCUCAGUGGGGUCGCAGAGCCAGGGGCCCAGGCAGGGUCAGCUGCAAGAACAUCAAACCCGAGUGCCCAACCCUGACCUGCGGGCAGCCACGCCAGCUGCCUGGACACUGCUGCCAGACCUGUCCCCAGGAGCGCAGCAAUUCAGAGAGGCCCCCGACAGGCCUGGCCUUCGAGUAUCCCAGGGACCCAGAGCACCGCAGCUACAGCGACCGUGGGGAGCCAGGAGCUGAGGAUCGUGUUCGUGGAGAGGGCCAUACUGACUUCGUGGCGCUGCUGACUGGGCCGAGGUCGCAGGCCGUGGCUCGGGCCAGAGUGUCCCUACUGCGCUCCAGCCUCCGUUUCUCCAUCUCCUACCGGCAGCUGGACCGUCCCACGCGGAUCCGCUUCUCAGACUCCAGUGGCAGCAUCCUGUUUGAACACCCUGCUGCCCCUACCCAAGAUGGCCUGGUGAGAUGAUGCCAUUUAUGAGUGCUUAUCCAGUCUGGGCACAGUGUGGACAGGGUGCUCUCUCUGCCUUGCCUCCAUGGGUCCUCACAAGUCCAGUGGGAGGAAGGCACUGACAUUAUGAUGGCCGUUUUACAGAUGAGGGGACUGAGGCUCAGUAGCAGCAUGUGAUUUGCUCAAGGUCACGCAGCUAGUAAGUGGUGGAGCCAGGAUUGGACCCAAGCAUCUGGCUCCAGGGCCCCUUCACCAGCUUCCUAGGAGGACAUGGGGCCUCUUCCCGUAUUCCUUCCUCGCUAGAGCGGGGCCUCUCAGGGCCAGUCCUGCUUACUGUCUGAGUAGGGCCUUCUUGUCUCUCUGCUCCAGGUCUGUGGG
Condylura cristata (star-nosed mole) is the source of this 846-nucleotide messenger RNA. RefSeq names its product chordin-like. The transcript is spliced from 5 exons. The coding region runs from base 1 to 486 and encodes 161 amino acids. The record is from RefSeq and is a predicted model, not a curated record. Lineage: Eukaryota; Metazoa; Chordata; Mammalia; Eulipotyphla; Talpidae.